UCUAUCAUCUGUAGGGUAGGAGUCUCUAAAGGAAAAUAGAUAGAAUGGAUGAAAUAAAGCAUAAUCUUGUAAGUGUAAAUGGAUUGAAGAUCCAUGUUGCGGAAAUAGGAUCGGGUCCGGACGUGAUCAUGUUCCUCCAUGGUUUCCCUGAAAUUUGGUAUUCCUGGCGCCACCAGAUGAUCGCCGCCGCCGCCGCAGGUUACAGAGCCAUCGCGCCUGAUUAUAGAGGUUACGGUUUGUCAGAUCCGACUCCCCAACCCGAUAAAGCCUCUUUCAUGGACUUUCUCAGUGACCUCAUAGCUCUUCUCGAUCUCCUCCAUAUUCAUAAGGUGUUUGUGGUUGGUAAAGAUUUUGGUGCACCACUUGCAUAUUUACUAGCUUUUUUCCAACCUAACAAAGUUUCAGCAGUUAUAACAUUGGGCUUACCAUUUCUGCGGUCACUCGAUCAUCAUGAUGCUCUUCCCGAGGGCUUUUACGUCAAAAGAUUUCAGGAACCAGGUCGAGCCGAGGCUGAUUUUGGUCGAUUUGAUGCAAGAACAGUGGUAAGAACAAUAUACAUUCUUUUCUCAAAGAGUGAUAUACCAAUAGCUAAAGAGGAUCAAGAAAUCAUGGACAUGGUAGAUCCAUUACAUGAUCCUCUACCCUCUUGGUUCAGUGACAAAGAUCUUGAUGUCUAUGGAGAUUUGUAUGGGAAAUCUGGCUUUCAAACCGCGUUACAAGCAACUUAUAGGUGGAUGCAAAUUAAACAGUCUGGUAAAGGGAUGGGAGAUGUAAAGAUAGAAAGUCCAUCUUUGUUGAUAAUGGGGGAGAAAGAUUAUGUGUUGAAAUUUCUGGGAAUGGAGGAUUACAUAAAGAAUGGAGAAGCAAAGAUGAUUGUCCCUAAUUUAGAGGUGAUUUUUGUACCUGAAGGGACUCAUUUCAUUCAAGAACAAUUUCCUCAUCAGGUCAACCAAUUGAUUCUCACCUUCCUAGAAAAACAAAAGUCUAAAUCUUGAUGAAACAAGGGUACCCAAAUAAAUUGAUGUAAGAAAUAAGAUUGUCGAACUUCGAACAAUUGGAUUACAAGAUAUCUUAUUUUCGUGAAUCAAAGAUCUAAUAAUAUAACAUGUUUUGACCUCUGUUGUUCAUAUU
Impatiens glandulifera is the source of this 1131-nucleotide messenger RNA. RefSeq names its product bifunctional epoxide hydrolase 2-like. The record is from RefSeq and is a predicted model, not a curated record. Bases 45 to 995 code for a protein of 316 amino acids. NCBI's taxonomy places the organism in Eukaryota, Viridiplantae, Streptophyta, Magnoliopsida, Ericales, Balsaminaceae. The transcript has 4 exons. Gene Ontology annotation, molecular function: hydrolase activity.